GCAGAGGAACGCUGAGGCUCCCGCUGGAUGAGACCUGGGCUGUCCGUGCAGCCAGAAAAUCCAGAGUUUCGCACUGAGGGGGUCCAUGGCCCAGGUAAUAAAUCCUGAUCCUCAAACUAAUUAGAGAGCUCUGCGAAGGAAUGAAGCAUGAAGCUCUACAUACAGUAUUUACUCAAUAAACAUUUACCCAAAGCUGAGAAGGAAUUCCAUGAAGACACCAUUAACCAAGAUAAUAGUGUUUGAUUUCACAGAGUAAAUUCUCUUUGAGAAGAAAUUUAUGGAUAUCCAAAAAUGAUUGAGAUUGAACAGGCAGAGGCUCAGCUCUCUGAGUUAGACCUGCUAGCCAGUAUGUUCCCUGGUGAGAACGAGCUCGUAGUGAAUGACCAGCUGGCGUUAGCGGAACUGAAAGAUUGUAUUGAAAAGAGGACGAUGGAGGGACGAUCUUCGAAAGUUUACUUUACUAUCAAUGUGAAACUGGAUGUAUCUGAGGAAACAACGGUGAUGUUUUCUCUGGCCUGUAUUCUUCCCUUUCAAUACCCCGAAGUUCUGCCUGAAAUUACUGUCAGAUCAGUAUCAUUAAGUAGGUCCCAGCAGACUCAGCUGAACACAGAUCUGACUGCAUACCUGCAAAAGAAUUGUCUUGGAGACGUCUGUAUAUUGAAUGCCACAGAGUGGGUUAGAGAACAUGCUUCUGGCUAUAUGAGCAGAGACCCCAUGCCUUCCCCUGCUCCAGGAAGUACAUUCCAACCAGUUGAUCUCAUUCUCACAAGACUGUGGAUCUAUAGCCAUCACAUCUACAACAAGUGUAAAAGAAAGAAUAUUCUAGAGUGGGCAAAGGAGCUUUCACUAUCUGGAUUUAGCAUGCCUGGGAAACCUGGUGUUGUUUGUGUGGAAGGUCCACAAAGUGCCUGUGAAGAAUUCUGGUCAAGACUCAGAAAAUUAAACUGGAAGAGAAUUUUAAUUCGCCAUCGAGAAGACAUUCCUUUUGAUGGUACAAAUGACAAAAUAGAAAGACAAAGAAAAUUUUCAAGUUUUGAAGAAAAAGUGUUCGGUGUUAAUGGAGCCAGAGGAAACCACAUGGACUUUGGUCAGCUGUAUCAGUUUUUAAACGCCAAAGAAUGUGCGGAUGUUUUCCAGAUGUUCUUUGGUGUGGAAGGACAGUGACUGGCAGAGGAAUAAUGAAAGUUUUUGUCACUGUUGGCCUUUUGAUUUUUCCCCCAGUCUUUCUUGAAAGAUGAAGUAAUUUGGGGCAUCCAGGUGGCUCAGUCAUUAAGCAUCUGACGUUGAUUCAGGCCAUGA
This is a messenger RNA of Lontra canadensis (Northern American river otter), 1299 nucleotides long. RefSeq names its product RWD domain containing 2B (gene RWDD2B). The record is from RefSeq and is a predicted model, not a curated record. The coding region runs from base 292 to 1164 and encodes 290 amino acids. The transcript has 6 exons. Gene Ontology annotation, molecular function: protein binding. Lineage: Eukaryota; Metazoa; Chordata; Mammalia; Carnivora; Mustelidae.